UCUGUCUCGUGUUUUACAGCCGUUAGUCUUUCUGUGUGUUCUUUCUCUCUUUCUUUUCAUGCCACCGCCGUCCGACUGAAUCAUUUAUAUAACAAUCAUAAUAAUAAUGAUAGUUGAUUCAGUGUGAUUUCCGUUUGCCUGGUUCUGCUGUUUUACUCUUUACUAUUUUCGAUGAUGUGCUUGUCAUGCUGUCGUCACCUGCAGGUUUGCUGACUACACUGCAGGUUUGAUGUCUACUACUUCAACAUGGAGCCUUUAGAUAUGAUGAUUCACAAGAAUGGGCGGCAGAGGAAGCUGGCAGGUUUCACAGUCACAAAUGUAAACAUGAAGGACAUAACCAAAGGACAAACAAGUGACUCUGACCCAGAUGUAGAGGAGACAGAGGGUCUUAUUAGAGAAUCAGAUUCAGAGAACAUGAGACAUGCAGUCCAUCCUGGGAUCCAGGCCGAGUUGGGCAAUGUGUCUCUUCUUCUGUUUCUCUAUGUGCUGCAAGGAAUUCCUUUGGGACUGGCUGGAAGCAUCCCACUGAUCUUACAGGGCAAACACGUCAGCUACAAAGACCAAGCCUUUUUCAGCUUUGUUUUCUGGCCAUUCAGUCUCAAACUUUUCUGGGCACCACUGGUGGAUGCACUCUACUUCAGCAGGUUUGGUCGAAGAAAGUCAUGGCUGGUGCCCACACAGUAUCUGCUGGGCCUGUUCAUGCUCUAUCUUUCAUCAAAAGUGGAUUCACUGCUGCAGAGUGAGGCAGGACCAAAUGUGUUGAUACUUACUGCAGUCUUCUUCAUGCUUGCCUUUCUGGCAGCCACACAGGAUAUAGCUGUGGAUGGCUGGGCCCUGACUAUGUUGUCCAGAGAAAAUGUGGGUUAUGCAUCUACAUGCAACUCUGUGGGCCAGACAGCUGGCUACUUCCUGGGAAAUGUGCUCUUUCUGGCUCUGGAGUCCCCUGACUUCUGCAACAAAUACCUCAGAGCAGAGCCCAAGGACACAGGCAUUGUUACUUUGUCAGACUUCUUGUUUUUUUGGGGAGUGGUGUUCCUAGUUUCCACAACGCUCGUUGCCAUUUUUAAAAGGGAAAAUGAGCCAGGCAGAGGAAAGAGGAGAGUCAAGGAUGAGGAGAAACACGGCGUUUUGGAAACGUAUAAGUUGCUGUGGACUAUAAUCAAGAUGCCCACAGUCUUCAACUUUUGUGUCCUGCUUCUCACUGCAAAAAUUGGUUUCUCUGCUGCAGAUGCUGUGACAGGUCUGAAACUGGUGGAGGCUGGAGUUCCUAAAGAGCAGCUGGCUUUAUUGGCAGUGCCCAUGGUGCCUCUGCAAAUUCUUCUACCAGUGAUCAUCAGUAAAUACACAGCAGGUCCCCGACCUCUUGACGUCUUCUACAAGGCCUUUCCUUGGAGGUUGCUUAUAGGCCUAGAGUAUGCUCUGCUGGUGUGGUGGACCCCCAGUCUAAAACAAGAAGGAGGUUUCCCCGUUUACUACUACGCCAUAGUGCUGCUUAGCUACGCAGCGCAUCAGGUGGCAUUGUACAGUAUGUAUGUGGCCUGCAUGGCCUUCCAUGCUAAAGUUAGUGACCCACUCAUCGGUGGGACCUACAUGACGCUGCUGAACACGGUCACUAACCUUGGUGGAAACUGGCCCUCCACUUUGGCUCUGUGGUUGGUGGAUCCACUGACGUCUAAGGUGUGUGAGGGGGCAGAUGGGCAGAGCUGUGGUUCUCCAGAAGAAGAAGGGCUCUGUAUUAAGGAAGGCGGGGUUUGUGUGACGACACUGGACGGCUACUACGUGGAGUCGGUGGUUUGUGUUGUGAUUGGUUUGGCCUGGUGGUUGUGGUUGGGGAAAAAAAUGAAACGGCUGCAGGACCAAAGCCCCGCUGCAUGGAGGUGCAGAAAUAGCCAAUCAUGACCGCCUGUUGUCAUACCACACACUCUUGUUGAUGCACUGUAUCUUUGCACACGCUCAACGGUCAGAAAACAUCCUCUCCCUCUCACGAUCGCACCUCAAGUACAGUACAUACUGUAAAUGCAAAAAACUUUACUGCCCUGCUGUUGUCUACUGUGGUGGUAAAACCCCCCUGAUGAUACCUGUGACUGUAACAGUUAACAGUGACGAACAUCCAGGCCCGUUAGGACAUUUUGUAGAAAUUUUAAAAUAGUUCUCUUCCCUCUAACCACAAUCUGCUACUUGAAAUAACUUUACCAAACCAGGGCAGGGUCAUUUAAUUUUACUGUUUAACAUACAUGGAUCGCCAGAUUGUUGGGUUUACUACUUUUACUCCAGCAGUGAAAGUAACUGUUUUUAGAGGCCGGUUUCAGUUAAAUCAACACCGCAGUAGUUGUUUCAUCCUGUAUUCGAGGACACUGAAGGGAAAAAUCGUCUGUUUUGAAGGAUCCCACAAACACACAGUGGAGAAGAUGCUGUGUUGGAGCACUGACGCACAACUAUGAUUUAUAUGAGCGGGCACUUGUUCUGCAGGGACUCAGCUUUGCUGUUUAGACAAAAUAAUACAGAUUUAUACUGUGUUUUACGAACCUGCUAUUUUUAAGGAUUAUUUCAAUAGUUGUGUUCCUCUGAAAUUCUUUGUGCCUUUUUAAGUUUUGUUUUUCAACCUCUGUUGACAUCAAAGACGUCCAGCAGCAACAUGUCAAAGCCAACCAGCUCUAGUGAAAUAAUCCAAAUAUUAUUUAAAGAUACCGUUGUUUUUAUGUACUGUAGUUACCAUAAAUAUGACUUCUUAUGUCAGUUCUUUGUAUUUUUGUUGUUGUCUGUGAGCACACAUUCCUACUGAAGAAUUUCAUUUGCACAAUGAAUAUUAUAUCACCACUGAUUAAAUGACCUGAAUUGUCUAAACAUUUAUUCUUUUUUUGAAGGAACAAUCUUAAAAAAUUUUUUUAAUCAACUUUCCAUGAAUCAGUUUAGUUAAAUCAAUUUUUUAGUUAGGCCUAGAUGGCCAAAUUACUUGUAGGGAUUUGGGUUUUAUUACUUUCCGUGGCCACAUUUUUUCUCACUCCAAAAAACUAUUCAAAUCCCAGACCAUGAGACCAACUGCCAGUUGUUGUUUUUCAUGUUGUACAUACAAGAGAUCCGAUUGUUACAGUAUUUUCUCUAAAGCCAGCAUUGAGGACCAUAACUUUUGACUCAGUUUGCAAUCGUCCCUGUAAACAGCAGGUCAAAGGUCAAACAUUUUGUGUUCACACAAUUGUAAAAUUGCUAUUCAUUCACAAACUGAAUAUGAUAUUCUGUCUGCUUCAUUUUUUUAUCCUUCUUUUUGAAUGUGAGUGUUGUUUUUUUGCAAACCCAUACAUUUCAGAUUGGGGUUCAUAUCUGUGUUAAAUUUACUUUUUUUUUUUAUUUCAGCUGCAGAAUAUUGUUCAUCAUACUUUGUAAAAAAAGAAUUCACUAUUAAAUCCCCAAUCACACAAUAAAUGAACAGGGUGACUGUAUAAUGGGAAGCAAAUCUUAUGCAAAUAAACAAGAAAUGCUAA
Messenger RNA from Solea solea (common sole), 3479 nucleotides. RefSeq names its product solute carrier family 33 member 1 (gene slc33a1). The transcript has 9 exons. NCBI's taxonomy places the organism in Eukaryota, Metazoa, Chordata, Actinopteri, Pleuronectiformes, Soleidae. Gene Ontology annotation, molecular function: acetyl-CoA transmembrane transporter activity. Gene Ontology annotation, cellular component: membrane. The record is from RefSeq and is a predicted model, not a curated record. Bases 247 to 1899 code for a protein of 550 amino acids.